AUGCGCAGGCCCCAUCCAGAGGCCAACGACGUCCACGUUACGGGCACCUUCGACGACUGGGGCAAGAGCGUGCAACUAGAUAAGGUCGGCGAGAUCUGGCAGAAAGACGUUGAGCUGCCAAAGGCCGACGAGAAGAUUCUGUACAAGUUCGUGGUUAAUGACCAGUGGAUUAUUGAUCCGGAAGCUCCUCAGGAGGAUGAUGGUCACGGCAACAUCAACAAUGUCCUACACCCAGAGCAGAUCAAGCCUAAGGCGUCCGCCGUGCCAGAGGCCUUCACCACCUCCAGCGCAGCGCCAGAGAGCACUACCGCUGCCUUGGCUGGCGAGGUACCUCUAGAGCCAAAGAGGGAGGCGACUGAAGUAACACCAGCCUCGGACUCCCAUUUACACGGUGCUCCCGGCGCAUUUCCAGAGACUCCAGUAACUGAACCAGACUCUUUUGGCGUCAAUCCUUUGCCACCAAGCGAGGGUGCAAGCAAUCCCGUCAAUGUACCAGCAGGAGAGAAGAUGCCUCCUUUGAGUGAAGUCACUUCCAACUCGAUCCACUCCGCUGUAACCACCUCGCAAGAAGCCUACGAGAAAGGGGGCACGGGCAUGCUUGGGGGUGCAUUGGCUGCACUAGGACUGGGUGGCACGGCAGCCAAGAAGGAAAAUCUGAUUCCGGAGUCGUCUCUGCCGAUGGGCGAGAAUGCAGACAAAUCGCUGGAUGCCAGUCCGUUCAUCAGCUCUUCUGGCCCGAGCACGACUACCGCCGACUUGGCCGCCAAGGUGCCUUUAGAAGACACUAAAGCUCAAGCAACAACGUCCGCAGUUCCCGAAACAGUCAAAGAGUCGAUUGCGGAGGCGCAAGCCGAACCCGAAGCUACUACUUCAUCGGAAGCCGUAAAGGAGAAGGCCGAAGUUGAACAAGAAUUACUGAAGAAGGUGCCUGAGAAUGAGGCAACCGGAGAACAUGCGCCAAAUAUUGCCGCCGCGGCCACCGGCGCUGCCGCAGACGCCGCUGCAACUCCAGCAUCUGGCGUUCCCGAGCAAGUCAAGGAGUCAAUCGCCGAGGCACAUGCUGAGCCUGAAGCUGCCACAUCUGCCGAAGCCGUAAAAGAGAAGUCCGAGGUAGAACAGGAGCUACUGAAGAAAGUGCCGGAGCAUGACGAAGCUGGAGAGCCUGCGCCUACGAUUGCUGCGGCCACUUCUGCCACUGCGCCAGCUCCGACUGGAGAGACAUCAAGCACUCCCGCUCCCGGACAGCUACCCACCGCGGCAGCAGCAGUGGCUGACGGCACUGACGGGACCGCUGAGCUAAGCGAAGCACCGAAGACCACGGUCGUUCCCGAGGAGACAGAGGGCGACAACACUGAAUAUGCCCCACCUCACGCUCCUUCUGCUGCUCCAGGUGUUUCUAACUCUGCUGCUGCUGCAGUCUCUGAUGGUGCAGAGGACCCCACGCUGCUAGACGAGCCUGCGGUACAACUUGGCAUCAAGAAUGACACGGAACACACCACCGCCCCAUCAACCGAGCCGGCGGCGGCCCACGACGCUACCACGAUCGACCCUCGAAAAGAGGCGGUUGCGGCUGUGCCAGCAGCCAAGGAGGCAGAGACUAAGGCUGCAGCCCCCGCUAUAGCGACUGCUCCGACGAGCAACGCAACCACAACACCCGCGAAACCCGCGUCCACUACCCCAUCUAGCACUCCGGGGUCGGCCAAGGAUAAGAAGAAAAAGCAUAGGGUAAGCUCGUUCUUUAAGAAGAUCUUUGAUUAG
Messenger RNA from Cladophialophora yegresii CBS 114405, 1758 nucleotides. RefSeq lists its product as uncharacterized. Lineage: Eukaryota; Fungi; Ascomycota; Eurotiomycetes; Chaetothyriales; Herpotrichiellaceae. The transcript has 2 exons. The coding region runs from base 1 to 1758 and encodes 585 amino acids. The record is from RefSeq and is a predicted model, not a curated record.